AUGGCUUCACAAACCUUCUUUCACGAGUCAAUAGAAUGGCCGCAUCUAAAGGCUGACGCACCAGAAUCUCUUCGAGGGCUCUUUCUUCAUAGUUCAGAAUUUGAUGCUAGCCUGGCUGAUUGUUUGUCAACGCAUGAUUGGGGAAAUACGAUUGAAACGUUGCCUAAUAUGGCAAAUUACUUUUCUAUCGUCCGUCAAAUUGACCAUGGCUCCAGUGGGAUUAUCAUGAAGGUCAAAUUAAAUGAUGACAUGCACUCUGACAGGCAGAAUAUUUCGGAAAAGUUGCACGAUCUACAACUAUCCGAAAGAUCUAACUCGAUGGCUAGUGAAACUUCGUCUGCCCGAAGCACCCCUACACCACAAAAGUCGUAUGGCCAGUUUUUCGUGCUCAAGGAGUUCAUUCAUCCAGACAACAAAUCACAGGAUUCGUACAAUUUCGAUGCUGUGAAUGAGUACCUUGUGCUAAAAGCGGCAUGCAGGCACACAGGGUCGAAUCGAUGGCUUGCAUCUGUUUAUGGUUUGCUGUAUGACUCAGCGUCGAAUUCUUUGGCUAUGGCUCUUGAUUUUUAUCCAAAUGGUGAUCUUCUCAGUCUGCUAGUUAGAGCCCGAAAACACAAAAUAGAUGUAUCACGAGAUUUCAUUGAUAUGGCAUUCUACAAAGUGUUUCUUGCCGUGAAGUUUUUGCAUUAUCGUAACAUUGUCCAUCGGGACAUCAAACCGGAAAAUGUGCUCAUAGACUCAAAUGGACAAUUAAGGCUUGGCGAUUUUGGAUAUGCGGUCGAUCUGAGCCGGAUCAGCGACUAUCGACUCGACGGCAACUACUUAUCGCUAGGCACAAGAUCGUUCAAGGCACCGGAAUUGUUCAAGUACAAGCAGAUCGGCGACAAGGAAGUCGACGCGGCAGAUGUAGAGUUUGCGUCGAUCGACGUGUGGUCGCUUGGCAUCUUGUACUACCAACUCCGGACGCUGUCGAAGCCAUGGAUCGAGGCGACGCCUGCCGACGCGUCGUUCAAGGCAUACCUGCGGAUUCAUGAGACGGUUACAAGUUCGAAACUGGAUGGAUACGGAAUUCGCCAACUUUUUGCCACAAGCAAGAAAAUCGAUCAUGGAUUUACCAAAUUAACGAGAGACGAGACGGUCACCACUAUGUUGGCACUGCUCGACCCGGAUCCGCGUCGAAGAGCGUCGAUCCGCCAGUUGGGGCUGACUGAGUGGAUAAUCCAGCUCAGGCUGAAGUACGAAAAAAUUAGUAAAACUAAAAAAUCACUACGCGAUAACGAAGUUUUGAGACUGGCAACAUUGAAGUGA
Molecule: messenger RNA, 1308 nt
Organism: Brettanomyces bruxellensis
Lineage: Eukaryota; Fungi; Ascomycota; Pichiomycetes; Pichiales; Pichiaceae
Exons: 1
Coding region: 1-1308 (435 amino acids)
Biological process (GO): protein phosphorylation
Cellular component (GO): cytoplasm
Molecular function (GO): ATP binding; protein serine/threonine kinase activity
Source: RefSeq, a predicted model, not a curated record